Molecule: messenger RNA, 2314 nt
Organism: Pipistrellus kuhlii (Kuhl's pipistrelle)
Lineage: Eukaryota; Metazoa; Chordata; Mammalia; Chiroptera; Vespertilionidae
Gene: URI1
Product: URI1 prefoldin like chaperone
Exons: 11
Coding region: 250-1830 (526 amino acids)
Biological process (GO): negative regulation of transcription by RNA polymerase II; negative regulation of phosphatase activity
Molecular function (GO): transcription corepressor activity; phosphatase inhibitor activity; chromatin binding
Source: RefSeq, a predicted model, not a curated record
CGCUCUGGGCCCGGACGGCACCCGUCCCCGCGGCCUCAGCCCCGGCGAAGGCGGCGGCGGCGGCGGCAUGCGCGUGUGAGAUGCGGCGGCGGCGGCCGGGGCGCGGGCGGAGCAGCGGGCGGGCGCGGCCUCCUCAGCGCGGGGCGCGCGGCGCAGGCGGCCGGGCACGCGGGCGCCGGGCGGCCGGCCGCGCCGCCUCCAGCAGCACCGGUCCAGGACUCGCUCGCCGCGCGGAGGCCCGGCGCCGCCAUGGAGGCCCCGCCGGACCCCGCGCCCCUCGCCGCCGUCCCCCCGGCCCCGCUGCGGGCCCCGGCGGUGGCGCGGCUCCGCCAGGAGCAGGAAAAGGUGGUCGCUGGCUGCCGAGAGAGGAUCCAGCACUGGCAGCGCGUGGAUGACGACUACAGCGCCCUGCAGGAGCGGCUCGGCACCCUGCCCGACAAGCUGUCCUACGACAUCAUGGUGCCCUUUGGCCCCUUCGCCUUCAUGCCGGGAAAACUUGUCCACACGAACGAAGUCACUGUGCUCCUGGGCGACAACUGGUUUGCCAAGUGCUCCGCCAAGCAGGCCGUGGGCUUGGCCGAGCACCGGAAAGGGCAUGUAAGAAAAACAAUAGAUGAUUUAAAAAAAGUGAUGACCAAUUUUGAAUCCAGAGUUGAAUUUACAGAAGAUUUGCAGAAAAUGAGUGACGCUGCAGGUGAUAUUGUUGACAUAAGAGAAGAAAUUAAAAGUGACUUCGAAUUUAAAGCCAAACACCGGAUUGCUCACAAGCCUCACUCCAAACCCAAAGCGGCAGGUGCUUCUGAAGCAGGCUUUGCAAGCGUCGAACCCAAGGAUCUGCUUGCGGACCAGGAGCUGUGGGCUCGGCUGGAGGAGCUGGAGCGCCAGGAGGAGCAGCUGGGCGAGCUGGAGAGUCAGCCUCCUCCUGUGAUGGCGAACGGAGGAGAUGCAGCGUCUUCCGAAGAGGAGGAGGAGGAUGCGGGCAGGUGUGUGAACGGACGCGUGAACGGGACGCAUCCAGCGGCCGAGCCAGCGGCUCCCAGCUGUCGCCCCUCGGACGACCCCGGUGUGGAGGGGUUCCGCGGUCCCAGCUGCACCGUGAACGGCGCUCGUUCCCCGCUCAGCGACGAGGACGAGGACGAGGAUGGUGACGAUGAUGACGCUCUCGGGCCCGGGGCCAGCUGUGUGCCAACCAUCUACUUCUCCCACACGGUGGAACCCAAGCGGGUGCGAAUAAACACUGGGAAGAACACCACCUUGAAGUUCAGUGAGAAGAGGGAGGAGGCCAGACGGAAGCGGAGGAACGGCGGUGGCUGCCACCCCGCCCCGGAGCCGCCCGCCAUCCGGAGCCCGGCCGACGUCUACAGGGUCUUCGUGGACCUGGUGGACGGGGCGUACGUCCCUCGCAAGUCCAUCCUGAAGUCGCGCAGCCGGGAGAACAGCGUGUGCAGCGACACCAGCGAGGGCAGCGCCGCCGACGGCGAGGAGCGCCGCGGGCUGCUGCGGAGCCUGAGCGGCGAGGAGGCCGCGGGCAGCGACGCCGGCGAGAGCAUCCCGGAGGAGGAGCCGGAGCCGGAGCCGGAGCCGGAGCCGGAGCCGCAGCCGCUGCCGCAGCCGCAGCCGCAGCCGCAGCCGCCCGCGUCCGGAGCGCUCCAGGCUUUUUCUGGAACGGUGACAGAGAAGGAAUUGCCGCCCUGCCUCGCCCCGCACCCGGCCGCGGCCCACCCUGUGCUGGCCACCAUCCCUGAGCGGAGAGAAGCCCCGUCAGAGGGGUCGGAGGUCACCAAGCGGGUGUCCAAGUUCAAAGCCGCCAGGCUGCUGCAGCGGAGCUAGGCGGCCCACGACCUAUCAGCUAACGGCUCUCGGAGACAGUGAGGCGCCCGAGUCAGUGGAAGCGGCUUCUGUCCUGGUGGAGAGGGUCUGAGCGAGCCCAGGACUCCCAGCGGCUUGCUCGUCCUCGGCACCGGCACUGCUGCUGCCCCUGAGGCCGCAGCUCUGGAUCGCCUCAGAGAGGAUGUCCUGGCUGGUGGUGGUUGAACUACACGCUCAGCUCCGCCCCGCUGCGGUGCGCACACCACGGGGACACGAAACAAACGCAGCGUUCCGGGAGAGCCAGCGCUUCUGUUCCUGCCUCAGCCUGGGAAAGGCCUUCCAGAACCUUCCAGGGGUUCUGCAGCGAGGUGCCCUUUGACCCCGGGACUGCGCUGUCCUCGGCAGAUGCUCCCCUGGCCUGUGGGCAGGUUUCUUGGUCAGAAGAAUGGGAUUUUGUAAAACUUUUUUUUUUUUUUAAAGUAAAAGUUUUAUGAAACUUGGUCUC